UUUCUUUAAACAAAAUAAAAAACAUCAUGGAUCCUUUUUUUCCUGAGAAUCUUCUUCUAGGUGAUGUUUUUUGGGAUGAACAACCUCUUCUUUCAACAAGUAAUUUUGUUCAAACACAACCUCGUCCUAUACAAAAUCCAAGUGCUUUUGUUCAAUAUAGAGACCAACAACCCAAGAUUAGUUUAGGAAAACAAAGUUCUUUAAAAGGCUCCAAUUCACAUUCCAUGAACAAGAGAAUGUUUGCAUUUUUGAGAAAAAGUUUGCCGGUAGAGAGAAGUAAAGUAGCUGAUUGCGAAAGAGAACGUGGCUUCAAACACAUGAUUAGUGAAAGAAUGAGAAGACAAAGACAGAGACAGUGUUGCCUCAACUUACAUUCUGUUUUACCUCAUGGAACCAAAACGGAUAAUAAUUCAGUAGUUCAAACAGCAGCUAAGGAAAUUCGAAGAAUGCAAGGAUGCAAAGAGGAGUUAGAGAGGAAAAACUUUGUGCUAGAAGGAAAUAUCAAGGAAAGAAAAUCCCAGCAUUUGAGAGUGACAUAUUCAUCUACAUCUGGAAUUGAUUCUAUAGUUGAGACACUGAAAUUGUUGAAAGGACAUGGUGUGGACACUAGAAGGAUCAAGACAGAUUUUUCUCAUCAAGAGUUUUUUGCAGUCUUGGAGAUAGAAACUGAGAUUGGAGAAGAUGAUGUGGCAGAGGCUGUUAAGAGAACACUUGAUGAACUUGAGUGGAAGUUUCAUUCUCAUGUCCAAGAAGGUUCUGAAAAGCAAAUAUGACAUCCAUUUUAAAUUGAAUGUCAGUUUAAUAUUUUUGUAAAUAGAUUAAUAAAUAUGAUAAAGUUGUCUAUAGUAAAUUUACUUCUUUAGCUAUCGGUGUAAUUUCAUCAUCAUAAAUAAUAUUUUGACAAUGAUGUAUAUAAUUGAUAUUCUCUGCAUUUUAUAUCAAGUGUCUCCUUUAUA
Messenger RNA from Vicia villosa (hairy vetch), 956 nucleotides. Its product is annotated as transcription factor bHLH92-like. NCBI's taxonomy places the organism in Eukaryota, Viridiplantae, Streptophyta, Magnoliopsida, Fabales, Fabaceae. Gene Ontology annotation, molecular function: protein dimerization activity. Bases 27 to 773 code for a protein of 248 amino acids. The record is from RefSeq and is a predicted model, not a curated record. The transcript has 3 exons.